AUGGCUCGUACUCGCACUGGGGGUGCUCCUUGCACUAGUAGUGGUUCUCAGAAUGUCUCCAAUGAUGCCACGACGUCGACUGAUACGAAUAUUUUUUCCACUCUUGAUCAACCAAGUCAUUCUUCUACUGACGAUGCUCGGAAUCCAUAUUUUCUGGCUCACAGUGAUCAUCCUGGUGCGAAUUUAGUACCCAAAAUCCUCACUAGAGGUGAGAAUUACUGCUCCUGGAAACGUUCCAUGACUGUUGCUCUUCUUGCUCAGAAUAAACUGAAGUUUGUCAAUGGAAAAAUCACUCAACCUGAUCCCGACGAUGAUGACUACGAUGCCUGGAGUAGGUGUAAUAGCAUGGUCAUUUCUUGGAUUCUUCAUGCUAUUUCCAGUGACAUUGCUGAUAGCAUCAUGUACCUUGAUGAUGCCUCUGCCAUUUGGUCUGAACUUCAUGUUUACCGAGUUCUCACCCAAGGUAGCCACGCUGUCCAAGCAUACUUCACUCAUCUUAAAGCUCUUUGGGAUUUGGUUCGAGAAUUUCUCCCACAACCUGUUUGUACCUGUGGCGCAAUGAAGACUAUUGUUGCUUAUCAAGAGCAGGAUCAAGUUCUUGAAUUCUUGGUGGGUCUCAACGACUUUUAUUCCGCUGCACGUUCUUAA
Humulus lupulus (European hop) is the source of this 648-nucleotide messenger RNA. RefSeq lists its product as uncharacterized. Lineage: Eukaryota; Viridiplantae; Streptophyta; Magnoliopsida; Rosales; Cannabaceae. The transcript is spliced from 2 exons. The record is from RefSeq and is a predicted model, not a curated record. The coding region runs from base 1 to 648 and encodes 215 amino acids.